Messenger RNA from Hypomesus transpacificus, 1070 nucleotides. RefSeq names its product timeless interacting protein (gene tipin). Gene Ontology annotation, biological process: replication fork arrest; DNA damage response; replication fork processing. Gene Ontology annotation, molecular function: DNA binding. The record is from RefSeq and is a predicted model, not a curated record. NCBI's taxonomy places the organism in Eukaryota, Metazoa, Chordata, Actinopteri, Osmeriformes, Osmeridae. The transcript has 8 exons. The annotation marks the transcript as partial. Gene Ontology annotation, cellular component: nucleus; replication fork protection complex.
AAUAGUGACUUUGAGCAAAUAGAGGAUGAGUCCUUUCCUCCGCUCCCUCCACCCUUCUCUCCUGGAAACGCAGAAGACCCUUUUGCUAACGGAGAGCAGGACGUGGACACGUCCAAGCUGGCGGAGGUUCCUGCUGCCAGACGGAGAGGCGUUAAGAGGCCCCAGCCCAAACUAGAUUCUCAGAGACUGACAUCUGAAAGAGGCCUUCCGGCUCUACGCAACUUGUUCAACAACAUUCACUUCAGAGGCAAAGGACAUGAGGCAGAGGACCUGCACACGCUCAUGCAGCGCAUGGAGAACUGGGCCCACAGGCUGUACCCCAAGCUGCCCUUCCCAGACUUCAUAGACAAGCUGGAGACACUAGGGAGCAAGAAGGACGUGCAGACCUGUCUCAAGCGAAUACGAUUGGACAUGCCAAUCACUCAUGAAGAUUUCAUUGGUGAUCAGGAAAAGGCAGGGCUGGAUCAAGAGGAUCGUAUCCACAACAACAUGGAUCCUUUUGAACGUUUUCCUGAAGAUGCCCUGGAACAGGUCCCUUCUACCCCCGCCCUCUCCUCUACCCCCGCCCUCUCCUCUACUCCUAUCCCCGCGCUCUCCUCCACUCCCGCCCUAACAGAGGAACAGCAACAACGCAUCAGGCACAACAAGCAGCUGGCUCUGGAAAAAAGACUGGCCCUCAUGCAGCAGAAAACAAACUCCCCCACAGGAUCCCAGGUUGUCUCCAGUCAGCAGCAGCAGCACGGCGGAGAGGAUCAAGAGUGAUGAGUCAUCAGCUGGACCUUGGGGCUGGGGGCGCUACACUCGGUGCUGCUGGGGUUAGGGUUGGUGUGUUCAGGACUGUUCUUAGGACAAGAUCUGACAGUCCAGUUAGGGCUGCUCAAGAACCAUUUUAUUUAGUAGGUUUCACCAUGUUAUUUUCUUUAUUCUGAACACAUCUUACCUCUCAAGAUUUGUGUCAAGUGCUUUUUUAUCAUACCACAGUUUUUUUGGGGGGGGGGGUUAAAAUGUUUUAACUUGUUAAUGCAAAUGAAAUCAGACUUAAAUGCCUUUAAUAAAGUCAUAUGUAUUUA